This is a messenger RNA of Triticum turgidum subsp. durum (durum wheat), 492 nucleotides long. The record is from the annotation of a GenBank genome assembly. Lineage: Eukaryota; Viridiplantae; Streptophyta; Magnoliopsida; Poales; Poaceae.
AUGGCGUCCCCCUCUGCCGCUCUCCUCGCGCUGCUCGUCGUCGCGGGCUGCGCGUGGAUGGCCGCGGCCACGUCGUACACCGUCGGCGAAGCGAAGGGCUGGGUGACCGGCGUCGACUACUCCGGCUGGACCAGCGGCAAGUCGUUCGCCGUCGGCGACACGCUAGUGUUCAGCUACGUGAGCAAGGUGCACACGGUGACGGAGGUGAGCCAGGGCGGCUACACGUCCUGCUCCGGCAGCAACGAGCUGGCCAACGAUGACAGCGGCGCCACCACCGUCACGCUCGCGACCCCCGGCACGCACUACUACAUCUGCAAAAUCCCCGGCCACUGCGCCAGCGGCAUGAAGCUCGCCGUCACCGUCGCCGGGGGCGGCUCGUCCCCGGGAGGCUCCACCCCGUCCGGCGCCUCCGCCGGGGGCUCCCUGGCCCCGGCGAUGGGCGCCGUCGUCGCCGCGGCGGCGGGGGCUCUGCUCAAGGUGGCGCUGUUCUGA